Didymodactylos carnosus is the source of this 522-nucleotide messenger RNA. NCBI's taxonomy places the organism in Eukaryota, Metazoa, Rotifera, Eurotatoria, Philodinida, Philodinidae. The record is from the annotation of a GenBank genome assembly.
AUGGCAUACCGUCGUCAAACGUCGAAAUUAUGUGUUCGUCUAACAACUCAGGAAAGUGACGCUAUCAAUGAACAAUUACGAAACUAUCAGCCAGGCGUAUCUGAUAAAUUAAAGCACACCGUUUAUAUGAUGGUAUUAGCUCAAAAUCAAUUUGUUGAAGAAUACAAACAAGCAAAUAAUAUCAGAGAUUUUGAUUAUCAAGAUCCGAAUGUUGAAGUACUAUUAGAACUAUGCGAUUUUGAAAUCGAACGUUAUGAUAGAUUUAGACAAUUUCGAGAUAAUAGUAUUGUUUAUGAAGAUAACACAAAUGAUUUUCUGAGAAAUUCAUAUUCAAAGGACGAAUUGUUAUAUUCAAUUCAAAAAUAUAUCGAUGGUGGAAGGACAAAGUCACGAACCGAUUAUAAACUAUACCUUAAAUCUAUUCAAAAAAAUCCUGAACGAGUUCAAUUUUUUAAAGACAAAGGAUUGUCCGAUGAUGAAGCAUUUUGCUGUGCAUUAACAUUAUCAUAUUAUACAGGUUAG